Messenger RNA from Coffea arabica (coffee), 1134 nucleotides. RefSeq names its product light-harvesting complex-like protein 3 isotype 2, chloroplastic. The record is from RefSeq and is a predicted model, not a curated record. Lineage: Eukaryota; Viridiplantae; Streptophyta; Magnoliopsida; Gentianales; Rubiaceae.
GCUACCAGCUGGUAGCAAAAGCCAAGAUAUAAAACUCCCAAAAUUCUGCGGCUAAGGAUAUCCCAUAGAUCACAAUGUUCUGAACUCACAACUAUCCCCUUUUCCCAUUUCCCUCUGCAAAACUUGCUUCCACCGUUCUGUUCAUCGUUAUUAACAAUGUCCAUCGCCUUAUUCUCAUCUCCGCCCGCAACCCACCUUCCAUCUCCCUCCUCACCACAUUCUACUGCCAAAACCCAAUUGGCCCUGAGGCAUUUUAUCUCUUGGAGACCCAAAAAGCAGCCCCCUUUUUGGGUAUUUGCUGAAAAUGGAGCUGGUUCAACUUCUACUGCUGCAAUUGUAGAGGAGGAUAAGGCUGCUGCUGCUGAAGAGAAGGUUUCUGAGGAUAAAAAGGAGGAGUCUUUGGGGUCCAAUGGGUCGGUGGCAGUGGAUGCAGCCGCUGCUCCGGCGCCGGUGACUGCUUUUCAAGACCCCAGAUGGAUUGGUGGGACUUGGGACUUAACCCAAUUUCAGAAAGAUGGGAAAACUGAUUGGGAUGCUGUAAUUGAUGCUGAGGCUAGGAGAAGAAAAUGGCUACAAGAUAACCCAGAAUCAUCAAACAAUGAUAACCCUAUAGUUUUUGAUACUUCCAUUAUUCCGUGGUGGGCAUGGAUUAAGCGGUACCAUCUUCCUGAAGCUGAACUGCUUAAUGGUCGUGCGGCAAUGAUUGGUUUCUUUAUGGCUUACCUGGUGGAUAGUUUAACAGGGGUAGGACUUGUCGACCAAAUGGGCAAUUUCUUCUGCAAAACAUUGUUAUUUGUAGCUGUAGUUGGUGUUCUUGUGAUCCGAAAGAAUGAGGACAUAGAAACAGUUAAAAGGCUACUGGAAGAAUCAACAUUCUAUGACAAGCAAUGGCAAGCAACUUGGCAAGAUGAGACCUCAAGCAGUUCUAUGAAAGACUAGUUGAUGUGUCUGAUAGCUUUCUCCUUUUGGCAUCGCUUUUGUCCGGCAUUUUGCGUCUUUAUGUGCUGAUGGAGAACCGAAGUUCUGUUCUCCCCAUUUUGUUGUAGGUAAUCUGUAAUGUCUAAAAAUUGCUGCACUUUCCCAAUAUAAGAACCUUGAUAUUCUCAUUGUGUAACAUUUUUAUUUUUAGCGAGU